Molecule: messenger RNA, 1302 nt
Organism: Miniopterus natalensis
Lineage: Eukaryota; Metazoa; Chordata; Mammalia; Chiroptera; Miniopteridae
Source: RefSeq, a predicted model, not a curated record
GGUGGCGUUCCGCGGCCGUUAGCACCCCGACCUCAUCCCGGCGAUGGAGGAUUCAGGCAUCCAGCGAGGCAUGUGGGAUGGAGACGCCAAGGCGGUCCAGCAGUGUCUCACAGAUAUUUUCACCAGCGUUUACACCACCUGCGACAUUCCUGAGAAUGCUAUAUUCGGUCCCUGCGUCCUGAGCCACACUUCCCUGUACGACAGCAUAGCUUUCAUAGCUCUCAAGUCCACGGACAAAAGAACAGUUCCUUAUAUCUUCCGGGUAGACACCUCAGCGGCAAAUGGUUCCUCAGAAGGUCUCAUGUGGCUGCGCCUGGUCCAAUCAGCCCGAGAUAGAGAGGAGCAGAACCUUGAAGCCUACGUAAAAAACGGACAGCUGUUUUACCGCUCUCUCCGCAGGAUUGCCAAAGACGAGGAGUUGCUAGUUUGGUACGGGAAAGAACUGACUGAGUUACUCUUGCUCUGCCCCUCUAGACCCCACAGCAAAAUGAAUGGGUCGUCCCCUUACGCGUGCCUGGAAUGCAGCCAGCGUUUCCAGUUUGAGUUCCCCUACGUGGCGCACCUGCGCUUCCGCUGUCCCAAGAGAAUUCACGGCGCCGACAGGAGCCCCCAAGACGAGCAGGGCGGCGGCGUGGGCACCAAGGAUCACGGGGGCGGCGGCAAGGACCAGCAGCACCAGCAACAGGAGGCGCCCUUGGGCCCCGGCCCCAAGUUCUGCAAAGCCGGGCCUGUCCACCACUACCCGGCCCCCUCCCCCGAGGGCAGCAACCCGCCCGCGACGGGGGGCGGCGGCUCGGCGAAGCCGUCCACGGACUUCCACAACCUGGCCCGGGAGCUGGAAAACUCCGGGGGCGGCAGCAGCUGCUCCCCAGCGCGGACGCUGCCCGGCGGCGGCCUGCCCAAGCAGAGCCCCUUCCUCUACGCCACCGCCUUCUGGCCCAAGAGCGCGGCGGCCGCGGGGCCCCUGCAGCUGCAGCUGCCGUCGGCGCUCACGCUGCUGCCGCCGUCCUUCACGUCGCUGUGCCUGCCCGCGCAGAACUGGUGCGCCAAGUGCAACGCCUCCUUCCGCAUGACCUCCGACCUGGUGUACCACAUGCGCUCGCACCACAAGAAGGAGUACGCCAUGGAGCCCUUGGUGAAGCGGCGGCGCGAGGAGAAGCUCAAGUGUCCCAUCUGCAACGAGUCCUUCAGGGAGCGCCACCACCUCUCCCGGCACAUGACCUCCCAUAACUGACGCGGACGGGUCCCCAGCUCUCCGCGCGCGGACGCGCUCGGCCCAGCCACCGGCGGGGGCGAACACCU